This is a messenger RNA of Fraxinus pennsylvanica, 600 nucleotides long. The record is from the annotation of a GenBank genome assembly. NCBI's taxonomy places the organism in Eukaryota, Viridiplantae, Streptophyta, Magnoliopsida, Lamiales, Oleaceae.
AUGAAUUUCUGGGUUUGGUGUGAGAAGUUCUCUGAGAUCGUAGGAAGUCCUUACUACAUUACGCCGGAGAUUUUGAAACGAAAUUAUGGGCCAGAGGUUGAUGUAUGGAGUGCCGAUGUGAUUCUUUAUAUUCUCUUAUGUGGAGUUCCUCCAUUUUGGGUAGAAACUGAACAGGGUGUUGCACUAACAAUUUUAAGAGGAGUGAUUGAUUUUAAGAGGGAACCAUGGCCGCAGGUUUCUGAAAGUGCCAAAAGCCUUGUUAGGCAAAUGUUGGAGCCGGACCCAAAAAAACGUUUGACAGCCCAACAGAUUGUCCCAAUAAACAUAGCAAAGCUUCUUAUGCAGCUGGUGGAGUUGAUUGCUUAUGCCAACGCCGUUUCUGGAAUGGCUGUGCACGACGACUGCAAAUUGAAAUUCUUGGAAUUAAAAGCAAAGAGAAACUACCGUUUCCUUGUGUUCAAGAUUGAGGCUCAACAAGUGGUGGUUGAGAAGCUUGGCAGCCCCAUAGAAAGUUACGGCGAUUUCACUGACUCUUUGCCUCCUAAUGAAUGCCACUAUGUUGUCUUUGAUUUUGAUUUCACCACUGAUGAAAAUGUCUAG